AAACAUUACUAGAAGUUUAAACAAAUGUCCCAACAACUCAAACACAUAGUGGUUAAAUCCCGAGAUCCCAUUCCAGACUCGAGCAGAUCUUUGGCCAUGGAGCUGCGGAUUGUUCUCGUCAUAUGCUCGUUCCUGAGCUCCGCCGCUGCCGCUGAAGAUUCCUGUAUCGGUCGCUGUGAUCUUGGCUUCCAGUUGGGCACGAAGUGUCAGUGUGACGUGCAUUGUGGUUUCUACUCAAACUGCUGCUUCGAUUACCAGUCCGUCUGUGUAAAAACAUCCAGGGAUGAGUUUGCCUCUCGGCAAGAUGAAGUUGAUGGAAGCUUCGCGAAUGAGACGGACUUUUAUCCCGGAUCGAAUUGGACGUAUUGGUAUGAUGAAGUGAAUGAGACGGACUUUUAUCCCGGAUCGAAUUUGACGGAUUGGUAUGAUGAUGCGAAUGAGACGGAUUUUUAUCCCGAAACAUAUGGGACGGAUAUCUAUCCCGAACCAGAACCGGAGCCCAGCCCGGAACCAACGCCGAGCCCGGAACCAACAAAUGUGUGCAGCAAUGAAAAAACAUUUGAUGCAAUCACCGAGGUGAAGAGUGGAUCCUUCUUCGCUUUCGAGGGGAAGUAUUUCUAUGAGUUGACUGAUACAGGUGUAGCUGAUGGAUAUCCGAAGCUGAUUCACGAUGUGUGGGGAGUGCAGGGCCCCAUCGAUGCUGCCUUCACACGAAUAAACUGCGAGGGAAAGACGUAUCUGUUCAAGGGUAAGUAUUACUGGCGGUUCGACAAUGACGUCAUGGAAGCCGAUUUCCCGAAGCUGAUCAAGGAAGGUUUUCCCCGAAUUCCGGACAACGUUGACGCCGCACUGGCACUGCCGGCAUCUGGCAUCCGCGGGAAAGAGGGAGUCUACUUCUUCAAGGGCCGUAACUAUUGGAAGUACGUCUUUAGCAGCCAGCCCAGCCAAGAGGAGUGCGAAAGCACAUCCAUCUCUGUCCCCUUUCGGAGAUACGCCCAGUUCAUGCUUCUCGACUGGGAGGAAGACUUCUUCACCGAGCUCUUUGGAUCACCUAGGAGAGGUGGUACCUUCGGGCCGUUCCGCACCGGUUAUCACUGGGGUGGGCUUCCUGCCCGCAUAGAUUCGGCGGUGAUCGGGAAACUCUUCACGGUCAGUAAACUGAUUGAGCGGCACCGCGGGAGGAAACCGGAUUGGCAUCGCGGGAGGAAACGGUACCGACACCGCGGGAGGAAACCGCUUCGGCACAGCGGGAGGAUAACGCAUCAUCGCAGAGGGAAGAAGCCACAUCCAUACAGCGGGAAACGAUGCCCGACAAGCUCGCAGGAAGAGCACUCGGCCAGCUACGAAGACGACACCUACAUCUUUGUGCCCAGCCAGAGUGUCUACUUCUUCUCCGGAGGUGACUAUUACCGGGUUGACCUGGGGACCAAGAUGGUGGCAUUUGCUCGGCCCAGGUAUCCACGAUCCAUCGCCAAGUACUGGUUCAAGUGCAAGGACGUUUUCGAGUAACGACGGCCGUGGCAAGCAGCGUCACAGGCUAAGCCGCAGAUUCCGGGAACGUAGCGGGGCAAAGGGUAGGCCGCGGAGGCGUGAGGGGCAAGGAGGUUACUAACGAGAAAAUAAAAUGUGAACUAUCCUGUC
Messenger RNA from Mobula hypostoma (lesser devil ray), 1641 nucleotides. RefSeq names its product vitronectin-like. The transcript is spliced from 8 exons. Gene Ontology annotation, molecular function: polysaccharide binding; scavenger receptor activity. Bases 25 to 1509 code for a protein of 494 amino acids. The record is from RefSeq and is a predicted model, not a curated record. Gene Ontology annotation, biological process: immune response. NCBI's taxonomy places the organism in Eukaryota, Metazoa, Chordata, Chondrichthyes, Myliobatiformes, Myliobatidae.